Messenger RNA from Cottoperca gobio, 1491 nucleotides. It is a transcript of the gene brix1, whose product is annotated as brix domain containing 2. The coding region runs from base 11 to 1066 and encodes 351 amino acids. NCBI's taxonomy places the organism in Eukaryota, Metazoa, Chordata, Actinopteri, Perciformes, Bovichtidae. The record is from RefSeq and is a predicted model, not a curated record. Gene Ontology annotation, molecular function: rRNA binding. Gene Ontology annotation, cellular component: nucleolus. Gene Ontology annotation, biological process: rRNA processing; ribosomal large subunit assembly. The transcript is spliced from 10 exons.
UUUGAGUUGGAUGCUGCGCGAGAUUUGUGUCGGCGAAACAAACAUGUCGGCGUUCAAGAGAAAACGUGGAGGACAGGCGCCUGGUAAUAAAAAGGCAAAAAAAGCCAAAUUUGUAGCAGACAGAGGUGAAGCCCCGGUAGAAGCUGAACAGCAGAACACAAAUGAAAUCACAAUUCCAGCACCGGUUUCUUCGGGUAAAUGGAAAAACAAGGAAAGGGUUCUCAUUUUCUCCUCAAGGGGCAUCAACUACAGAACAAGACACUUGAUGCAAGACCUGAGGACCUUGAUGCCUCAUUCAAAAGCAGAUACAAAAAUGGACAGAAAGGACAAGUUGUUUAUUGUUAAUGAGGUGUGUGAGAUCAAAAACUGCAACAAAUGCCUCUUUUUCGAGGCCAAAAAGAAGCAGGACCUCUAUAUGUGGAUUGCAAACAGCCCUCAUGGACCUUCUGCAAAGUUUUUGGUUCAAAACAUUCACACACUGGCUGAACUCAAGAUGACCGGAAACUGCCUCAAAGGAUCCAGGCCGCUGCUUUCAUUCGAUCCUAAAUUUGACCAGGAACCCCACUUUGCUUUACUGAAGGAGCUCUUCACCCAGACAUUUUCCACCCCACGCUACCACCCUAAGAGUCAGCCUUUUGUGGACCACGUCUUCACAUUCACCAUUGCAGACAACAGGAUAUGGUUCAGAAACUACCAGAUCAUGGAGGAGGAUGCAGCUCUAGUGGAGGUCGGCCCUCGCUUUGUUCUCAACCUCAUCAAGAUCUUUCAGGGGAGCUUUGGAGGGCCUACACUCUUUGAAAACUCAGACUUCCAGUCUCCUAACAUGCACCGGCGUGAGAUCCGACUGGCGGCAGCAGCCAGAGUACGUGAGAAGCAGAUGGUGAAGGAGUUGCAGAAAAUGAAGAGGACAGAAGCGAAGGAGGAAGUGGCUAAAGACGUUACAGAUGACGUCUUCUUAACACCAGCUGACGAGAUGCCUGUUCAGAUCCAGAUAGAAGCGCCUGAGCCAAAGGAAGUGAAGAAGAAGCACAAACCUUUCAAAAGGCAAAGGCUGGCACGCAGAUAACCGGAUGGACUACGCUGAGUGAAUGACUUACUGCUGUCGUGAUUCAAUGUUGUCUCAAGAAAAUGUGGUUACGCCAGCGUGCAGUCAGGUCUAAAGUCUGAUGAGCUUUCUGUCCGUUACACGACUUGAUGUGCAACAUGUCAUUUUAACAUGACAGUAUGAGAGAAAAUCUUAAAUGUGCACAAUGUGUUUAAUAUAUGUUGCCAUUUUAUGGAUUUACACAAUAUAUAUUAUACUCCCUCCCUCAGAAGGAUUGUGCAGAUUGUUGUUGGCCAUUAAGGUUUCAGCUUCUACAAUACGGCAAUCAAUAUUUGCCCAUCCCUUUUUGAUAAAAAGUAAAUAUUCCAUCAGUGUAAAAAAACCUUGUUUAUUGAUUGCGUGACUAAAGUUGUUUUCUGUCAUUGAAAUAAAACGAUUCAAAAUGA